This is a messenger RNA of Galdieria sulphuraria, 673 nucleotides long. RefSeq lists its product as uncharacterized. NCBI's taxonomy places the organism in Eukaryota, Rhodophyta, Bangiophyceae, Galdieriales, Galdieriaceae. The record is from RefSeq and is a predicted model, not a curated record. The transcript has 3 exons. The coding region runs from base 44 to 580 and encodes 178 amino acids.
UUUUUCAUCCAACACCACAAAUGUCUUACCUUGAAAUGAAAUAAUGAAUAGGAAGACGAUAGGAAAAAAUAAUGUAUAUAUUGCAACCCAAAGUAAACACAACUUUGAUAUCAUUCAAACGGAUAAAAGACCUAUUCUUGUGAGGCAACUAGAACAAGACCUGGAAAGCUUUCAAGACGACAACUACCCACAAGACUUGAAACAUAUUCCAGCUGAAAAUUUCGAAAAAAGUACCAAAACAAGACCUCCAUUGAGGGCUGCAUCGAGUCAUUUGUUUCUACAAAGUCCUACUCUGAACGAGGACAAGAUACUUUGUAAAGAUGAAACAGAAACACCUGAUGCUCUUCGUAUAGCUCUUUGGAAUACAACAAGACAUGGAAUCUAUUUACCAGACUCUAUUCUCCAUGAUAGAAGGCAACUAUAUAGAUUCUGUUCAGACUUUUGUUAUUUGUGGACUAUGGAUGAGUUGCGAGAAUACUGUAGUGUAGCAGGAUUAUUGGCUUGCGGUACAAAAACAGAAUUGUUGCGUCGAACAUAUUUGGCUCUCCAUCAUGCCGAAAAGGAAUUAAUGGAGACCUAGCAAAGAAAUUCUUGAAGGAUGUAGUAUCGUAUACAAUCUUACUAUAAUAUAGGAUUUCAAUAAAGGUAGAUAGAAAAUUUACAAAAUUAAUCU